GGCACGGUCACACUUCGAACGGAAUGUAAAGAAAAACUACAAAAAUUUGACAAUUUUUUUUAUUUAUUUAGCUAAAGCAUUAUAAUGCAAGGACCUAAGUGUUAAUUAUGUGUUGUCCCAGUGUCUGCGAGCAAUAUGCGCGUGCUUGUCAUGCCUAACACUAGCGAACCAGCAAAUUAUAUGUGACGAAAUUCCAUAAACAAUUCAGCGUGCGCUCGGUGACAUGCGGUAAACUGCCUAUUAUGCGCCAGUGGCCACGGAGCCCACAGGAAACCCAAAAACCAUGUGGCCCAGCUGCCGCCUCCACGCCGCGCUGCUCAUCCUGGCAGUGCUGGCGUGCCCAACUAGCAGUCAACAAGUUCCUCUGGCCUUAGCCAACUUAACUAGCAACCAAGUGCCUACUGAUCCUGGCUUCAUGCCCCUGCAGCAGUCGCCAGCGAGCGCCUUUUUCGUGAACCACAACCAGCAGAAUGCCAUGCAGUUGCGGCACAGCAUGGAGGGGAAGCUGCGCAACAUUCGCAACAUGGAGAUGAGGGUGGCCAAGAUUCAGGAAAUCUUCGACUCGAUGCACCUUAGCAGCUCCAAUGGAGUGCCUCCCGCUCGCCAAGUCCCGACAAACGACAGCAACAACCAGCCCAAUCCCCAGCUGGAGAGGGAUUUGCAGUUGUUCAGCAGUCGUCUGAGCAAGAAGCUGCAGAAGGCAACCCACUUGGUUCUGGAACUGCGCGAACUCUUUCUCUACAACCUCACCAAGGUCAGGCAAUACAGCUACGACGACGAGGAUGAGGAGUCGGAAAGCGAACUGGACCUGGAGAUGGAGUUGGAAGAUCUGCAUGCCAGGAACACGGCUUCACCAUCCACCGAGCAUAUGCCACUCUACUUAAAUAGCCAAAUCGAGAACUGCCAGCCUGACUACGAAGCCGAAGUUGAGUACGGCUCUUCGUCGACCCAAUCAAUUCAUUACAACAAACAGCAGAUCCAAAUCCUUAAUUAUCUGAAAUCGGAUGAUGCACGCGCCCCCUUCUUGAAUGAAAAUAAUGCGCGUUACCUGGCUGUCAAUGGGUACAUAUCUAAUCAAUUGGUUCAACUUAAACGCAGGCUUAGUCGCAGUGAUGCGGAAAACUCGAGUAGCAAGCCUAGCAGCGGCAACCACUUCAAGCAUAUCUACUUUCUGUCCAAUUCGGAUGGAUCCUCCGCUAGCCUGCACUUCCGUAAGCUUUACGUGUCGGCCAUUAAACAGAAAUUUGUGCUCUUUCUCAUCGAUGUGGGAUCCGCUCUGAAUGCGGAGUUGUUUGACCUGACAAAAAGCUUUGUUCAUGAGAUGCUCCAGCUGCUGGAGGAUACGGAUAAAGUUUCGUUGGUUACCGUUUCGAGUGAAGCAAACUUCAUGUCCCUGGAUGCCUCGUCCGCCGAGGCUAGCCACGGAAUUUACAGUGCUACUCGGGCCCACAAGGAGGAGAUACUAAACUACAUCAACAACCUGAGCCGGGCACAAGCUUUUACGAAUCACUCUUUGGGAUUUGAGUAUGCCUUCGGGUUGCUCCAUCGACUGCAGCAAUCGGGAAUGAUUAACACGGCAGAGCAACCAGUGGAAUUUGUCUAUGUUACGCGUGGUCUUCUGACUAAUUUAUCUGAUGCGAUGGCAGUUCUACGGGUGGUGGCAGAGGGUCAACGACGGCUCAGGGCUCCAGUGAUCAUCAACACAUGCGCCGUGGUACUGGAUGAAAAACGGAUUAUGUACGAAAAGCAAUUCCUUAACGAUGUGGCCACCCAGAAUUACACCAAGUACGAGAUUGAUGUGGCCAAUUGGUGGCCAAGUGGGCAGCUGGCAUCUCAGAUGGCUGGUCGCUUCUUUGUGCUUAGCAAAAUGCACGCCGAGACGUCGCUUCCGCAGACAAGUGCGCGGAUCUUUGGGCAGCUCUUUCAAGAGCGAUAUUUGAGCGACACACUGGAGGUGCAUCCUCCGGUAGUCGACGCAGAAAGCGGAGAUGUUCUCGUCUCUAUCACACAUGCAGUUCCAUCAUAUGGGGUUGUGGGCGUAAACUUGUACCUGGCAGAUCUGCUAGAGGAUCUGCUUAACUAUCCCAGUGCUGUAUCUAGUGCCAAGCAGGGCAGUGGCUAUGCAUUUCUCCUGGAUCGCUCAACAGGAAACACGCUAGCCCACCCGGCCUUUCCUCGGCCACUCAUUCAGCGUGAGACUUCAUACCCGGUAAACAUCGCUUACCUGGAAAACGCCACGGACUUUUCUAGCCUCAUACGGGAGCGUCUACUGCAUGAGGAGAGCGGCAACGCCACCACGGAUGUCUACGUGGGCAGCCAAAGGCUUCAGCGUACCUACCACUGGCAGUCUGUUCUAGGGAUUUAUGUACUGUGCCUGGUUAGCAGUGGAGGUGAUACCCUGCGCAAUAUUUCCUCCACGCAACGAUUUAACCUGAAGGACACCGUGUCCAACUACGAGCCUGGCUACUACGGGGAGAGCAUGGACUUGCUGUACCAUCGUUUGGACCUCAAUCAGGGCGGCAGCGUCCAACCCAAGAUCUGUCGCUACUUCAGGCAAAUGGCCACAAUGGAUGCUCCCACUUUGUUCCUCAGUGCUGCCGCCUUCGAGUCUCCGUUCGGAUUCCUGCACAACAAUAGGCCUCGAACCCAACUGCGGCAUGUGGAGUCAAUAAUGGCCUAUCUUCGCGACUCCAGUGGCCUUCUGGCCAAUAUGGGGCUGCGUCCCAGCAUACGGCAUGAGGUGAGUGUGCUCUACCAGGCGAUGCAGCAGUUACGACGGCGGCACCAGGAUGCAAGAGGAUCAUUGCGUAGCUACAUCAUCCGACGGUACAUGGCCAGUGUGAGUGGCGUGCUGCAGCUGUACCCAGGAUGCCUACUUAGCAGUAGCUACGAUCCAACUCGGAGACCUUGGUUUCGACAGGCAAUGGCCCAGCCUGGCAAGAUUGUAAGCACAGCUCCGUAUUUGGAUGCAGGAGGAGCGGGAUACAUUAUUACCAUUGCACACACCAUCUUUGAGGGCAAGGCCCAUGCGCUGCACUCCGUCCAGCAGGACAGACCAGUGGCAGUGGUGGCUCUGGACGUUCCUUAUGCCUUCUACUAUCGUCUGAUCCUGGAAGGCACUCCGAUCUGCCAGUUGCCGCAUAUGAAGUGUCUGCUGUUCGAGCACGAAGGAUAUCUGCUGGCCCAUCCCAGCAUGUUGCAACCCGCCACGCCCACAAGAAAUCAGCGGCGUCCACACGAGCACCUCACGCACAAGGAAUCGUACUUGGCCAACGACGUGCUCAAUCACGGCCAAUUGGUAAGGAAACUGGGCUGUGCCAGUUAUCAAAACCGUACUCUGCAGCGUUACUACGCAUUCAACACAUCACUAACCACCAUCCUGGGCAACGUAGUGCACGGCGAACGAACCAAGUACGCGAUUGCUCUGAUACGGGGUAGCAACCUCUUUGCUGCCGUACUUAACUCCAGUUGCGAUGGCGGAGCCUUUUGUCCAUGCAGCACAAUUGACCGGGAGUGCCUCAACUGCAAGCGAAUGGAUCAAACGGACUGCGAGUGCCCAUGUGAGUGUCCCAUGGUGGGGGACAGCAGCUCGCCAUCCUCUCUCGUCUACUUUGCCAAUUACACGCAACAGUUCCCCUACUGUCCUCCACCAAGUGAGCAUUUUAUUGCACUGCCACCGACCACACAGCUACUCAGUGCCCUGCCCAGUUGUCCCGGAUCUGCAGGCACCUGUGAAACGUACUCCACGCAACGGGAAUGCCUCGGAGUUAUGGGCUGCGAAUGGUGUCAGCAGGAUGUAGACGGAAACAGUUUUUCCACCGCCUUCUGUUCGUCGCAGGCAAGCUGCUUCAAUGGAGUGCUUGCAUCCCUCACGCCCUAUGGCGAACUGGACGAGCUGGAACUGCUGGCUGCUCACAAUCCACAGAGGGAGCAGCACGCCUACUCCGCCUUUGGGCCGCUGGGAGGAGCCAUUGUGGUGCUCGCCAUGGUAAUAGGGUUUGCCAUUUACUGCUACAGGCACAAUCUGGAUGCCCAGACGCAGGAACAAUUCUAUGUGGAUUCGGUGCAGGAGGAGAACUACGGUCUUCCGUUGUCCCGAUUCAACUUUGACGAUUGCAAGGCGCAUGAUGAACCGCCUCUAGGUGGAGGCUAUGACCACGCAUCUGCACAACGGCAGCUCAUGCAUCCGGCGGAUAUCUCGCCGUACCAUGUUUCCAGCGGCAGUAGCUACCGCCGGCCUCCCAACGGGGAGUCGGACCAUGGCUACAGCACGAUGACGCCGCACGAGGACAGCUCCGACCAGCAAUGCUUCACGCUGGCGGAACCUCUCCUGCUGCACGACAAGCGGCACAGCAAGUCGGACACCAUGUCCAUAUCCACCUCCAUAUCGAGUCCCACGAAUCGGCAGCAGUCCUCCACGCAGCCCAACACGCAUCCGUACUUGAGUAAUCAGCCGACCUCGAAGACGGAGCGCUACAAGCAGGUGCAGGCGACGCCCUCGCCAUGUCGCGGACCGCCAGCAGGUGUGGGUGGUGUCUACGGGCAGACCACGUUGCCCCUCGAGGGGGAUGAGUCCCGGCCACACUACAUCCUGGCUCCCGUCACGGUGCACCGGCAUAUGGAAACUGCCGAAUCGUAGUCCACAUAGCGUUGUUAAGUUUUAGAGCGUAAGAUGUCCGCUUGUUUGCCAAUUUAGUUAUGUAAGUUUCCAAACGGGCAGUUCAACUGCCGCCAGUCCAGAUUGAGGGUCCGCAUUCCAGACAUGCUAUGGCCUUAGGCAGCUCGCGAUGGACUCCAGUUCCGGCCCAUCUGUAUCUAUUAGGGCCUCUGAGUACGGGUCUAACACCAACUAUUAAGUGAUGACAUUGUUUCUGCCAUUUUUGAUCGAUGUAUUGUAUUGUAUUUUAGUGUAAUUUAUUGCAAAAAGUAUUACUAUAUUAUGUGCACCUAUAUACUUCCGAUAUUUUUAGCAUUUAUUUUAUAAGCACCAACAACAGAAAUGUACUUACUUGUCUGAUUGUAAGAUACUACGUCGUAUACCGUUUUUUGUAAUAGAUCCUAAGUACACAAAGUUACUAACUACCGAUUUUAGUACUACACAUCUAUAAUAGCAAUGUACGUUUCAAAUAAAAUGUUUAAAUUUUGCAAG
This is a messenger RNA of Drosophila rhopaloa, 5149 nucleotides long. RefSeq names its product VWFA and cache domain-containing protein CG16868. Gene Ontology annotation, cellular component: voltage-gated calcium channel complex. The transcript has 6 exons. The record is from RefSeq and is a predicted model, not a curated record. Gene Ontology annotation, molecular function: voltage-gated calcium channel activity. NCBI's taxonomy places the organism in Eukaryota, Metazoa, Arthropoda, Insecta, Diptera, Drosophilidae. The coding region runs from base 284 to 4639 and encodes 1451 amino acids.